Fusarium sp. VM40 is the source of this 1125-nucleotide messenger RNA. The record is from the annotation of a GenBank genome assembly. NCBI's taxonomy places the organism in Eukaryota, Fungi, Ascomycota, Sordariomycetes, Hypocreales, Nectriaceae.
AUGCUAAACAUUGCUUUCCUCGCGAUCUUGGCCAUUGGUUCCUUUCCUCUGGCAUCUGCCGAGAAGAAACCCGCACCUGUGCCUUUUUACUCAGGACCUAUCAUUGAUUUUCAGACCCACGCCCUCAAGCCGAACUAUUCCAAUUCUACAGCUCAAUCCAUUUUGGCAUCACCAGGGAUUCAAGGGCCGACUGCGGACGACAUUGUGAACCGUAUCAUCCCCGGAUUGGCCGACGAUUUAGCAUCGCCUGUUCGUCUCGCGGCGCUUGGCAAACACAAUAUCCAUGUGGUCACCAUCAACACAUUCUUCCCGCAGCUCCCAGCUAAAGCAUUGAUUGCUGCCGCAACUGACAUGAAUGAAUGGAUGGCUCAACGAGUUGCAGGUCAAAGUCGAAUGAUUGGCUUCGCGACGAUCCCUUCACCUCCGGCUCUUGCCAAGGAGGACGCUGCCAAAGGAACAAAUUACACGCAACAAGGCGUACAAGUCCUUCACAGAGCUAUCACAGAGCUGGGCUUGAAGGGCGUAUUGUUCGCUUCCAACUACGAAAAUGUUUAUCUCGGAGACCCUUCUUUCCGGCCCUACUUCGCCUUGGCCGCCAAACUUCACAUCCCGGUCCUUGUCCAUCCUGCAGUUCAGCCGGUCGAGCAACCUUUCGUUAAUAGGAAGAACAUCCCCGCUUACACGGGUUUCUUGGAUGAUCAAAGGACCACUUUACUCGACCUAAUCAUGGCAGGGACGUUGGAGAAUCAUCCGAAUCUCAAGCUCAUCGUGAUACACCUCGCAGGUGGAGUGAUGACUAGCCUCGGCCGCUUCCGACACCUUAUGGGCAUUUGGCCGGCAGAUACAUGGUACAUUGACCUAGCUAGAAACAAACAAUUGUUACCCCAUCCAGUGAAAUACUACUUCCAGAAAGUGUUUUACGACUGCAACAAUGCCGAGCUGGAGGACAUCAAACUUUAUGCCUCAGUUGUCGGGCCCCAACAACUUCUAACUGGAACGGAUCUCCCUUGGACUAACGACACAUUCUCACGGGAGGUGCUGGGCAAGACAGACAGUCAGCUACGGGGCAAUCUUGCCUACAACAACGGGGCUAGACUCUUGGGCCUCCCAACUCUUCCACUGUAA